AUGCUGUCCCCCGGCUACUCGGAGCCGCCUCCGGAGGCCCUGCACCAGGCCAAGGAGCCCGGCGGCGGCGAGCAAGGGUUGCUGGCCAAAGGCGACCUGAGCCCGGCUCCUCCGCACAAGACGGCCUCCUCCUCCUCUUCCUCGUCCUCCUCGGCCUCGGCGACGGUGCCGGCCUCGGCCUCAGAGAAAGGCGACCCUUCGCAGAAGCCGCCCUACUCCUACGUGGCCCUGAUCGCCAUGGCCAUCCGCGAGAGCGCCGAGAAGCGCCUGACGCUGUCGGGCAUCUACCAAUACAUCAUCGGCAAGUUCCCUUUCUACGAGAAGAACAAGAAGGGCUGGCAGAACAGCAUCCGGCACAACCUGAGCCUCAACGAGUGCUUCAUCAAGGUGCCUCGCGAGGGCGGCGGGGAGCGCAAGGGCAACUACUGGACGCUGGACCCGGCCUGCGAGGACAUGUUCGAGAAGGGCAACUACCGGCGCCGGCGCCGCAUGAAGCGCCCCUUCCGCCCGCCCGCCGGCCACUUCCAGCCCGGGAAGAGCCUCUUCGGACCCGAGGCCGCCGGGUACGGCUACCUGGCCGCGCCGCCCGCCAAGUACCUCCAGGCGCCUUUCCUCAACGCCGCCUCCUGGUCGCAGCCCCCGCCGCCGCCCCCGCCGCCCCCGCAACCUCAGGCGGCGGUGGCCACGGGCUCCUACGCGGCCUGCCAGAUGGAGGCCGGCGGCAACGGGGGAAGCAGCCUCAGCCCCGUCAAGGGCGUGGGACUCUCCCCGCACGGCGGCAACGCCUACGGGGCCUACGCGCGGCUCCCGGCCAUGGUGAACUCCUACAACGGCAUGGGCGCCCACCACCACCACCCGCACGCCCACCACCCGCACCACCACCACCACCCGCACGCCCACCAUCACCACCACCACCACCACCACGCCGCCGCCGCACAGCAGCUCGGCGCCGCCGCCGUGGCCGCAGCAGCCGCCGCCGCAGCCGCCGCAGCCUCCUCCGCCUCCUCGCCUUCCUCCUCCUCGGCGUCCUCCUCGGCGGCMGUGGUCGGCAGCCCCGCCUCGCCCCAAGCGGCGCCCAACGGGGCCUCCGCCGCCGCCGCCGCCGCUGCCGCCCUCCAGUUCGCCUGCGCCCGGCAGCCGCCCGAGCUGGCCAUGAUGCACUGCUCCUACUGGGAGCACGAGGGGAGCAAGCACGGCGCCCUCCACGCACGCAUCGACCUCUGAGGACCCGCCGGGACCCCUGACAGAUAGAUAGACACACACGCCCUCCCCCCGGACCCCGCACCACCAAGGGAGAGAGAGAGGAGAGAAGCCAAAAUCUGUCUCUCUUCAAUGUAUAUAUUGGGUUGCCUUGAUUGUGUUCCC
This is a messenger RNA of Anolis sagrei ordinatus, 1365 nucleotides long. It is a transcript of the gene FOXL2, whose product is annotated as forkhead box L2. Gene Ontology annotation, biological process: anatomical structure morphogenesis; cell differentiation; regulation of transcription by RNA polymerase II. Gene Ontology annotation, molecular function: DNA-binding transcription factor activity, RNA polymerase II-specific; RNA polymerase II cis-regulatory region sequence-specific DNA binding. The record is from RefSeq and is a predicted model, not a curated record. Lineage: Eukaryota; Metazoa; Chordata; Lepidosauria; Squamata; Anolidae.